AUGCCCCUGACGCCCGGCAUGUCCUUCCUGAACGUAGGCUCUGGCACAGGGUAUUUCAACUCCAUCGUUUCCGAACUCAUCGGCGGCAUGGCCACGAACCACGGCAUCGACAUCUGGCCCGAGACGGUGGCGCACUCGCGCCGCCGCUGCGCGGCGCUCGGGAAGGCGAGCAUCGAGCUCACCGUCGGCAACGCUUACCAGUUGGACGUCGGGGUCACGACGCGCUAUGACCGGAUCUACCUCGGCGCAUGCGCCAAUUCGCGCUCAAAGUAUCCCGGAGGGCUGCUCGAGGUGGGCGGCGUGCUGAUCGGGCCGUUCCAGGUUGGGCGCUCCUCCCAGCAGCUUCGGCGCGUCGUCCGCCAGACGGAGUCUGACUUCCUCGUCGAGGUGCUCGGCUCCGUGCAGUUUGCGUCGCUGGUGGAGCCUGCGCCGCCGCCGCCGCAGGCCUACAGCGGCGUGCGGCCACCUGGCCUGGCGUGGGCAGUUGCGUUCCGUUCAGGGGAGCUCGGGGCGUCCGGGGCCUGCGAGCCCAGGCCCGCCGCGCCGUGCCCAGUGCUCUCGGAGAGGCGCCUGCUCGAGGGGCGCGACACGGGGGGGGGGCUGCACACGCUCGAGGAGUCCUGCAGGUACAGCGUCACCGCGUUGGCCCCCAGAGUCACGGACCAUGGUGCUGGCGAUCGCUACACGCUAUCUAAGAUGUGCCUGGUGCUGGAGCGCAUGGGCCUGGCGCACUCGCUCUCAUCGAAGGUGGAGGGCGUCGUGGCCGAGCUUCGAGAGGCGGAGCUGGCGGCGCAGCGCGCAAAGCAGCAGAGGCAGGAGGAGGCCUCGCGCGCCGCUGCCCUGGCAGGUGGUCAAGCGGCUGCUGCGGCUGCUGAGGGCGUGCCUGAGGCUGGCGCAGCUUCGGGCGCUGGUCCUGAUGCAUGUGGCCCUCCAGCUCCUGAGGAUUCGCCCAUGGGAGACGAGGAGCUCGACAACGCCACCACUGAGGAGCUCAGGGCUUUCCUCGAGGCCUGUGGGCUGGAGAAGCUUGCGGGCGGCACAGAUGACGAUGCUGAGCUGCGCGAUGCUGUCAAGCGUUGCCUCAAGCCCCCAUCUUGGCAGGAAGUCAAGCGCCGACGGAAGGCAGCAGCUGGCACCAUGGAUGCCUGA
Messenger RNA from Prorocentrum cordatum, 1149 nucleotides. Lineage: Eukaryota; Dinophyceae; Prorocentrales; Prorocentraceae. The record is from the annotation of a GenBank genome assembly.